Messenger RNA from Colletotrichum chrysophilum, 1425 nucleotides. RefSeq lists its product as uncharacterized. Gene Ontology annotation, cellular component: membrane. NCBI's taxonomy places the organism in Eukaryota, Fungi, Ascomycota, Sordariomycetes, Glomerellales, Glomerellaceae. Gene Ontology annotation, molecular function: transmembrane transporter activity. Gene Ontology annotation, biological process: transmembrane transport. The record is from RefSeq and is a predicted model, not a curated record. The coding region runs from base 1 to 1425 and encodes 474 amino acids. The transcript is spliced from 2 exons.
AUGCGCGCUCAGCCACUCAAGUCAAUAUCUUCCUCCGACGUCGGGUUAUUAGACCCGAUCAACCCUCCCAACCUAUCGCGAACCCCCUCGUCGCUCAGUCUCAUGGAGACGGACGAGAAGCGUCAACCCAGCUGGAGCCAGGAACACGAGCCGGAACUUGAGAAAUGGAACGGGACUCGGACGAACGCCUUCCGAUAUGUCGCCACUUUGUAUAGCUUCAUCGUGAUGGGCAUGAAUGAUGGAGCCGUCGGUAUUGAGAGCUACUACGACGUUUCAUAUACGGUCGUUUCUCUCCUUUUCCUAGCACCAUUUAUCGGUUACAUCAUUGCCGCUCUCACGAACAACUUCAUCCACCAUCAACUGGGCCAGAGAGGCAUUGCGAUCAUCGGGCCAAUAGCCCGAACCAUCGGCUUCCUCCCCCUGGCCCUACACCCACCGUACCCAGUCCUGCCGUUCGCCCUGUUGGUGACAGGAUAUGGCAACGGUCUCGAGGACAGCGGCUGGAACGCCUGGAUCGGCAACAUGCAGAACUCGAACGAGCUACUCGGGUUCCUCCACGGCGCGUACGGGCUCGGUGCGACCGUUGGUCCCCUCAUCGCCUCUGCCAUGGUUGCAAGGGCCGACCUGGAGUGGUUCAACUUCUACUACGUCAUGACAGCCAUGACGGCCCUCACCUUCAUCCUCACCUCGACUGCAUUCUGGAAAGCCACGGGCAAGGUGCACCGUGAGAAACACCCUUCGUCGACGGACGGCGCCAACCACACGUCGACGGUAGCAGUGAUCCGUAAACCGAUUACAUGGCUUCUCGCGUUCUACCUGCUUGCAUACGUGGGCAUAGAAGUCGCACUGGGCGGCUGGAUCGUGACCUUCAUGCUGCGCGUGCGGCACGCCGAGCCGUUCCUCGCCGGCAUCACCACGGUGCUGUUCUGGCUCGGUUUGACGCUCGGUCGACUGAUACUGGGCUUCGUCACAGGUCGCGUGGGAGAGAAGCGGGCCAUCGCCGUGUACGUCCUCCUGUCUAUCGUCCUGCAGCUGCUGUAUUGGCUCGUUCCAAACUUUGUCGCAUCGGUCAUCUUCGUGAUGCUGCUCGGUUUCUUCCUCGGCCCGCUGUUCCCAGCAGCCAUCGUCGCGGCCGCGAAGCUACUGCCGAGGGAUAACCAUGUCAGCGUCAUCGGGUUCGCUGCAGCAUUUGGCGGGGCUGGCGGUGCCAUCAUUCCGUUUGGCAUCGGAGCCGUUGCGAACAGCCGAGGAGUUUGGGUGCUACAGCCCAUCGCGUUGUCGGUGCUGAUUGUUCUCUUUCUUUUAUGGUUGUGUUUCCCGGGCGGUUACCGGAAGGGCGGGUUAGAAGAGGCGAGGAGAAAUCGGGAACCCAUUGGAAACGACUUUCGGGCUGCUGUGCGUUGGGUUAAGAAUCUUGCAUCAUGA